Messenger RNA from Cotesia congregata, 306 nucleotides. NCBI's taxonomy places the organism in Eukaryota, Metazoa, Arthropoda, Insecta, Hymenoptera, Braconidae. The record is from the annotation of a GenBank genome assembly.
AUUGCAGCAAAAACAGAAAAUAUUCAGUUUCACUUUAAAGAAGAAAAUGUAACCGUUAAAACACACUUUCCUGAUUAUUUUCUGCUCGGCGCAGGUUCUUCGGCAUUUCAAACCGAAGGAGCAUGGAAUUUAUCACAAAAAGGAGAAUCAAUUUGGGACAGAAUGAUUCAUCAGAAUCCGCAUGCAGUAAAUGAUAUGACCAAUGCCGACGUUGCAACAAAUGCUUACAAUAUGUACAAAACAGACAUUAAUCUCAUCAAACAAAUUAACGUAAGCCAGAUUUACUCAAAAUUAAUGAAAUAUUAA